AUGUUCUCCAAGCCCUCCCUCCUCGCCCUCGCGGCCCUCGCCCCCCUAACCAUCACCGCCCAAGUCAGCGAAGGCUUCGAAAACGGGUGGGACAAAACCGCCUGGCCCAUCUACGCCACAGACUGCAACCAAGGCGGCAAAGUCAGCCUCGACACGACUACCGCACACACGGGCAAGAACAGCAUUCGCGUCGAUGGCGCAGGCGGGUUUUGCGGACACAUAUUUGUUGGGACGACCAAGAUUCAGAGAGAAGAUUUGGCGAACUCCCACAUCACCCUCAUCACAAUGCCCGACCCCACCCUCGGCACAAACAAGCACCUCCGCAUAGGCGGCCAAUCCAAAAUCCUCAUGUACAACCGCGAAUCCGACGACGCUACUUUACCAGACCUCUCCCCGCAAGGCAUCGCCACGUCAAAAGCACUGCCUACAAACGCGUGGACGUGCUUUGAGUACCGGCUGGGCAGCGAUGGCAGUAUUUCUACCUGGUUGAAUAAUGUGACGGUACCUGGAUUGACGGUGGGGAACGGGGUGAGUAAUCCGAAUGCGCAGGGGUGGGGGAGGGGGAUGAAGGCACCGAAGAUUCAGGGGGUUUAUUUUGGGUGGGAGAGUUAUGGGGGGGAUGCUAAUACGGUUUGGUAUGAUGAUGUUGUUGUGGGGGGGAGUAGGGUGGGCUGUUAG
Molecule: messenger RNA, 678 nt
Organism: Pyrenophora tritici-repentis Pt-1C-BFP
Lineage: Eukaryota; Fungi; Ascomycota; Dothideomycetes; Pleosporales; Pleosporaceae
Source: RefSeq, a predicted model, not a curated record